UCUGAAGUUGAAGCACCUGCGUUAGUCCUUUCUACAGUGGCUACACAUAGGCUACCAUAUAGCCCUAGUGUUAUUUUUUUUUCUUUCAAAUAAUCGCACAGUUUUCGGGAAGGGUAGUUUAUUUCGAAGUUAUCACAAUUUGUAUUUAUUUAUUUUACGUUAAUUGCACGCAAGUCAUGAGCAACUCGAAUCGGCGACGUUUGUCCGUGAGUGGGGUGAAAAAUGAAUCGGAGCUUUUAAGUAACACUGAUAGGUGUUCUUUGUUAAACCAACUAAACACUGAGGACAGGUUAUUGCCCGACAGCGGCACCGCAGAGAGCACGGAGAGCGAUUCGGCGAAUUCAACCAACAUUUCAGAUGAAGUAAACGACGGGCUGAGCUUCGUUAAAAGGCCAAUCAAGCUCGAACGUCGUCUGAUCGACUGGAGAGAAGAGGAUUCCCUGGAUUGUGACGAAGACUUCUUGGGAUGGCACAGAGACAGGAGAUCCUGUCAUGUGAGUGAUUUGGAGGAUUUACUACGACAUCAGCUGCUCCUUAAAUCACAAGAGGAGAAUCAGCAGCAGGAAGCCUGUAUAGUUUCUAUGAAGACCAAGCAUAAGGGAGAGCUGGCAGAUUCACAUGCUGAAAUAAAUGCCCUAAGACAGGAGAACGAGCAGCUGAGGACGGCGCUGCUGAAGGCGCAGACAGAGGUCAUCCGCAUACAGACCCAGCUGGACAAACUCAAGCAGGAGUUCACAACCCCGCAACCUACUGAUGGUGUGUUCCUUCAUCAGGGAGAGUGUUGA
Messenger RNA from Sardina pilchardus (European sardine), 785 nucleotides. RefSeq lists its product as uncharacterized. The transcript has 5 exons. The record is from RefSeq and is a predicted model, not a curated record. NCBI's taxonomy places the organism in Eukaryota, Metazoa, Chordata, Actinopteri, Clupeiformes, Clupeidae. Bases 177 to 785 code for a protein of 202 amino acids.